Molecule: messenger RNA, 1756 nt
Organism: Vespa mandarinia (Asian giant hornet)
Lineage: Eukaryota; Metazoa; Arthropoda; Insecta; Hymenoptera; Vespidae
Product: rRNA methyltransferase 3A, mitochondrial
Biological process (GO): RNA processing
Molecular function (GO): RNA binding; RNA methyltransferase activity
Source: RefSeq, a predicted model, not a curated record
ACAAUUUCAAUAUUUUGUAUUCGUAUAAUUUAUUCUCCAUACUUUAUUAACAUUUAACAGAAAAUAUGAAAUUAUAACGACUAAUUCGAAGAUAAUAAAAUGUGACUGGAGAAUAUGACUGGAAAACAUGACUAUCGAUUUAUUGUUCAAAAUCAAAAAAUUCCCUGCUUAAAGGAUGUUAUUUCGUGUUUGAAAAGUGAUCAUACCGUUUAUCACCAUACGAAAUAUAUAGAUAUUUACUCGUACCUCGUUAACUCUUUUCUAUCAAUUUCUGCUUUAUUGUCUAUCAUUUUAAGAAAUUCUCUUCAUUUUUAUUGAAUGUUUGAAGAUACACAUUUUAAAAGUUUAUGACGAAUUACAUUAAAUUGAUUAUUCCUAUGAUUAAGGAAAAGUACGAAGUGUUUAUUAACCUCCAUCUUGAUUUCUAACCUACAAAUAAAUCCUAAAGAAGUAAUAAUGCAGUUCAGCGCCAGACAAUUAUACCUGAGAUUGAUUUUGAAUGGAAAAGUUUUGGAUAGAUUUACUACAAAGUCCACGACAAAAUGUAAAUAUACCAGAUGGGCGCAUCGUAAACCAGUUGCAAUAGUUAAUGAAAAUGAAUUGUUUAACGAUCAAAAUGAGAAUAAUACGGAGGCAUUACGAGAAGGGAGAAGACAGCGUGUUAGGGCCAGGAAGAUUAAGUCGCAAGAAAAUGUUCCUCCAAAUCAAGAAACUCUUUCAGAUAAAGAAAAUAAUAAAACCAAUAUAAACAAAUUGAGUAAUCGUAUUAUCAGUCUCAAAGAAAAUGAUAAUAUUAUUACGUCCCUAAUGGUAAAUGUCAAGUCUCGCAAGAGACGAGAAAAGAGCAAUCAGAUUCUUUUGGAAGGCUAUAGACUAAUCAAAGAUGGGAUAGAAGCUGGAGUAAAACCGGAAGUUAUUCUUUUUUCCAGACCGUCUGAUAUUAUGGAUUUAAAUUUACAUGAAGAAGUCAAAUUAUAUAAGGUUCCAUAUAAAACGAUGCAAUUAUGGAGUAACUUAACAACUUCUCCAGGAAUUAUAGGUAUUUUCAAUAUUCCUGACAUAGAAAGGAUAGAAGCUGCACCUAAUGCUUUACCUCUUACAAUUAUCUGCGACAAUAUACGCGAUCCAGGAAAUUUAGGCUCUGCAAUCCGCAUUGCUGCUGGCGUUGGAUGUGAGAAAAUAAUAUUAUUGAAAGGAUGUGUGGAUUUAUGGGAUACCAAAGUAUUGCGAAGUGCAGCAGGUGCACAUUUCAGAUUACCGAUAUACACAUUAACUUCUAAUGAUCUUUCAUCAUUCCUAUACGAUGGAAUGAACAUUUUUGUUACGGAUAACAAUCCAACGAAUAUUACGAAUAAUAUUUUCGAUAGCCAUAAUUCGAAGAACAAAUAUUCCAUUUCGAAGAUUUAUGAAAAUUUUCCUCUUCAGAAUAUGGAAUUUCCAAAAUUUAAUGAAAAUUUAAAAGAAUCUGAAAUGAGGAAAAUUAUAAGGACAUUGCAAUCUCAGCUUCCAAUUAUUCCAUAUUACGCUGUUGAUUAUUGCACGAACGAAAUUGCGCUUGUAAUAAGUGGUGAAACGGAAGGAUUAAACCUGGAAACUCUUAAAUUAUUGUGGGAAAAACAAGCCGUACGUGUAAACAUACCUCUAUUAAAUAAUGUCGAAAGUUUAAAUGUUGGUGCGGCACUUGGAAUAAUAUCGUUUGAAAUUCAACGACAGUUUGUAUUUAAGCAAAGAGAAUAAAAUGAUAAUACGUAUUAUA